Molecule: messenger RNA, 4208 nt
Organism: Synchiropus splendidus (mandarinfish)
Lineage: Eukaryota; Metazoa; Chordata; Actinopteri; Syngnathiformes; Callionymidae
Gene: bcl6aa
Product: BCL6A transcription repressor a
Exons: 9
Coding region: 929-3079 (716 amino acids)
Biological process (GO): regulation of transcription by RNA polymerase II
Cellular component (GO): nucleus
Molecular function (GO): protein binding; RNA polymerase II cis-regulatory region sequence-specific DNA binding; DNA-binding transcription factor activity, RNA polymerase II-specific
Source: RefSeq, a predicted model, not a curated record
ACUUCAUGCACAAGAUGAAAAUGAAUAACAUCGUCACAGCUCUAUGUUUGUACUGAAAUUAGUCCUUUUGAAUGUCCAACUUUAGAUGUGCUUGUUUAUAACCAGACACAUUCUUAACAUUGAUGCAACAGAGGUCCCACACGCUUUCAUUAUCGCGGGAAGAAAUGGCAAGGAUGCACUUCGAUCAUCUUCAGAAAUGUGUUUCAUCUGCUAAAUGCUUCGUUACAUGAGCGCGUGCGCUCCACUUGACAAUGAGCGGCUCGCGUGAAUCCUCAGCAGACAGCCAUCAGCAAACUCAGCCAAAAAUAACAAGCGAACACAGACACACACGUGAGACUUAUGGAAAGGUGUUAGAGAACAAAAACAAGGAACAUUAAUAAAAAAAAAAAAAAGAGCAAACACCAUAAAGCGCUCGAUAUAAACUGGGCUAAAACCUCUCAUCCGUAGUUUUCCAUUUAUGAACUCAGCACCUGCCCGAAGUGUGAUUACCAAACACAAGUGCGACCUGGCGUGUGUGCGCGCGUGCGUGUGUGUGUGUGUGUGUUACAUUAAGCCUGCUGAAGUCAUGAGAUAUGAAUUAGUUCUCAAAACACCGGGGGCUUGGUUUAACCAACCUGUGACGUAGAGCCAGUGACUGUGGACCGAACCACUACAGGGGGUGUGAGACUUCGGCAAGAAGCGUUUUUUUGAGCUGUUUAUGACAAAUGAGCCCAUUCUUACCUAUUAUUGAGCGUGGUUGUAUUCCAUUCUACCUUUGUGGUUACUGGCACACGGAAAUGUAUGCUUUCAUAGCUUGAGCAUUAAGUGGUUUUGUCGGCUGGUGAGAAUAAUCCCUCUCCCUUGAAGAGUAAAGAUGGUACGGUCUCAGGCUCAAAUUCCGAGAAUUGAGCUGGUCUGAUUCUUAGAACUGGGGUUCUUAGAAGUGGUGAUGCAAGAAGUUUCUAGGAAAGCGCUACCAGAACUUGACAAGAUGGCUUGCGCAGCAGACAGCUGCAUACAGUUCACACGGCACGCCAGUGAUGUCCUCCUCAACCUGAACCGGCUGCGCAGCAGGGACAUCCUCACCGAUGUCACCAUCCUGGUGAACAGGCAGCAGUUCCGCGCGCACAAGACUGUGCUAAUGGCUUGCAGUGGGCUGUUCUACACCAUCUUCACAGACUCCCACAAGUGCAACCUAAAUGCCAUCAGUCUGGAUCCGAAGGUGGACCCAGAGGGUUUUGCCAUCGUGCUGGAGUUUAUGUACACCUCCCGCUUGGCUCUGAAGGAGAGUCUGAUCAUGUCCAUCAUGAACACUGCCAUCUAUCUGCAGAUGGACCACGUUGUGGACACCUGUCACAGAUUCAUCAAAUCUAGUGAUCCUACUGCCAAACUGUCCAGAGAUGAGUUUUUGGUCAGUCCCUUGGUUUUAUCUCAGGAUGUCCACGCUUACAGACCCCACGAAGUUGUGGAAAGUUUGCACAGCCGAAUGGCCCCAUUCAGGGAUGGCAGAUCUUAUGCCUCUAAUAUGUUUAACGGAGUCGGCACCCCAAGCAACUACCACCUCUAUGGGCAGUUCCCCAUGCCUGGAUUCCCAUUUCCCCUGUGCAAGCUGACUGAUGCCAAAAAUGCUUUCGCUGACCUCUCCAAGAGCAGCGUCCACCAUAAGCAUUGUUCUCCUCACGACAGCGGCAAUGUGAGCCGGCCAGACUUCUCCCGAGCAGUUGGCGCGUCGUCCUCUAGCAUUAUUCCCUCUAACGCCUACGCUUCAAAGGAGACGGGGAGAGAUGAUGAGAUGAGGAAGGAAAGCCACGAGGUGGUCAGCCAGUCUAUUGGACUCGGGAUGAGAAAGCGUGCGUUCCCUACGUUGACCCUGGAGCACCAGAAAGAUUUGAGCAAAGAGCACGCUCCGGCCGAGGAGGAUUUGAUCCAUCACCACUACCCGCUGGGAAUCUCCUCGGCUGGACGCAAGAGCCUCAUGAGCAGCCCGCAGAGCCCCCUGAAAUCUGACUGCCAGCCCAACUCGCCCACAGAAUCCAGCAGCAGCAAGAACGCCGGCCUCUCUCAAUCCAGCGGGGCACAAGCCCAGACGGGCACGCCGGACCCCAAAGCUCGGAACUGGAAGAAAUACAAGUUCAUUGUUAUGAAUCAGAGCGCAAAGGAAGAGGAGGUGGCGCUGAGGGAUUCUGGUCUGUGCUCACCCCAGAGACUAGCUCUGCAAUCGUACCUCCAACCCUGUGAGUCAGAGAACCUCGACCUGCAGAACACGAGCAAGAGCACGGAUCACAGCGAAGAUCUACCCGCACCCCAGGCCAGUCGGCUCAACAACAUCAUCAGCAGUGCGCUGGAGGGCUCUCUGAGGAACGCUGACAAUCAUGCCUCGCACUAUCUGAGCCGUCUCAAUUGCUCCUCCUGUGGCUCCCAAUCGCCACAGCACUCGGACAUUUGCCCCAACUCGUCCAGGUCCCGCCUGGCAGAGGAGAUGGCCGAACUGAAUUCCGAGUAUUCCGACUCCAGCUGUGAAAAUGGUUCAUUCUUCUGUAAUGAAUGUGACUCUAAGUUUGCUGAGGAUGAGGCGUUGAAACAACAUAUGCUCCAAGUUCACAGCGACAAGCCAUACAAGUGCGACCGCUGCCAGGCUGCGUUCCGCUAUAAGGGCAACCUUGCCAGUCACAAGACUGUCCACACAGGAGAGAAGCCGUAUCGCUGUAACAUCUGUGGUGCUCAGUUCAACAGACCAGCUAACCUCAAGACUCACACUCGCAUCCACUCAGGAGAGAAGCCAUACAAAUGUGAGACGUGUGGAGCUCGAUUUGUUCAGGUGGCUCAUCUGCGCGCCCACGUCCUGAUCCACACGGGUGAGAAGCCGUACCCAUGUGAGAUCUGCGGUACGCGCUUCCGUCACCUGCAGACACUCAAGAGCCACCUGCGGAUCCACACUGGAGAGAAGCCCUAUCAUUGCGAGAAAUGCAACCUGCACUUCCGCCAUAAAAGUCAGCUGCGACUGCACUUGCGGCAGAAACAUGGCGCCAUAACCAACACCAAGAUCCAGUACCGCAUGUCCACCGCUGACAUGCCGACAGACUUGACCAAGACAUGUUGAUCGGUGGGAAGGCAAUCUUGACCUUGGCAUUUAAAGACCCUUGAACUUGUACAAUCAUCUAAAAUUCUAGUGCCACACUGUGUUUAUGGAUAAACAGGCUGUGUACGCCAUUCUAAACGGGUUUCCACUACAUGUGAACGUAGAGCCACAAACGGCGUUCUAGUCACUUUAUUGUUUCUAUAUAGAUAUCUAUAUAUACAUAUAAAUAUGUGUGUGUGUGUGUAUGAUCGAAGUGUUUCUAAGCCCUGAAGGUGAACAUAUAAAGCUUUAUUUUGUCGAAGGAUGGAAUGUAAAAAAGAAAAAAUAACAACAACUUGGUUUUUGAAACAACAAAAAAAACAGUAUUUUAUAUCAGAGAACUUAACUUUUUCUGAAAGUGUUAAAAAAUAAAAGGAAAAAGGCGGUCCAUAUAUUUUAAGAUAACAGAAAUUGCAGCUGUACAGAUUUGUCUACACAUUUUUACGUGUGUACAAGUUGCACCCUGUGCGGUCGCCACAUUCAUGUAAGGGGUCAAAAGUCGACUAUUCUGGGAUUUGUUCUAAAACAUAUCAGAUGACUGCUGCUGUCAGACAAAGAUGUGCAUGGAGUUCUGUUACGGUUGUCAGUUGUCGAGUACGUGACGAGGCGCUGCAUAGAUAUUGUGACAUGUUGUGUAAUUUAAUCUGGUUGUUCUCUGCUGGCAGAGCCAAUCCUCUUCUUCUGUGACGAAAUGCAUUUCAAGGUAUCUGCUUUGUUAUUAUGACCAAGAUUUUUUUUUUGCUUCAACUGUAUUUGUAUCGAUGUGACUUUCUUUCGUUUAGUUGGUUUUUCACAAGUGAAGGUUUACAGUUGUACGUCAGUGUUCUCGACCCUACAGUAAAGUUGUGUGUGAUUUCGUUUGUACAUACACUGUGUAUUCAAUGUGCCUUUUGCUGACUGGACUCAUCUCUGUCCAGCUUUAUUAAGGUACAACUCAAGACACUCGUCCUGAGCCCUCGUAUGUGUAAAUGGACUCUGAAACGCUUGUCACCCUGAAACAUGCAAAUUCAUCAUUGUCAUUCUUCAGGACUUGUUUUUGAAUUGGAUUUUUUUUUAUCUGCACUAAAAUAAUUGUACAGUAUCAUGGAUGUAUGAAUGUAAAAUAAAUGAU